ACAUCGAUCCCCGAGGUGCUCUUCGACGCGCUCCCGCCGAAGCAGACGUCCUACCUCGAGAUGACGACGCGCGCGCGGCGGCGCACGUACGACGCGGUGAUACCGCUCGAGUUCUGGAACUGCCCCGGCACGAGCACGCUCGAAGCGCCAGAGGCGUCGCUCGGCCAGUUCACGACGCUCGUGUUCGUGAUCGACAUCCAGUACGAUAUCGAUGCGUCGCAGAACUUCCGGCUCAUCCUGCAGCGCGUCACUGCGGACGAGCUGAUCGACAUGUCUCCCGAGUACGAGCAGGUCCCGGUUGAGUCUUACCUGAGGUCGAUCUAUGACUACUCACUGCAUGAGGCGUUUUCAAGAGUGCCGCAUAAGCUCAUGCCGUCCCUGCUGUAUCUGGAAGACCUCCUGAACGUGUUCUGUCCGUGCAACUUACAAGCGUCAAAGGCGUUCCUGGUUGAUACGUUGUCGCCGCUGUAUGUCGCGACAGACGCGUCGCCGGUGAAUCCGCCGACCCAUAGCUUGUGCAAUGAUUACCUGCAAAUGCUGAAUUCGUUUGGGCCGUUGUAUUGCUCAAUCUCAGCGAGCGUCCCGCGAUGUCAGCAAGUGUCGACAAGUGUCAUUACUUCACCGGCACCGCCCCAGUCAGCGUCUUCCCCGAACGCGCGCCAUGCCCACACCCCCCUGCCUCCCCUCUCCGAAGACCUGCCGACACUCAACUCAGGUCUCUCCUCCGCCGACGUGAGCGCCAUGGCUUCGCCAAAGUCUGGUACGCCUGCGCCGUCGACAGUCGCGAAGACGAAGAGCUUGUUUUACCCGAGCGCGUCCGCAUCACUGUCGCCGAACGCGGCGGGCGCGGACACGACGGUGACGUACCAUCUGAUGACGGCGCAUCUGACGCUGCUCCCGACGGCGAUCUUCGAGACGCGGCGGGGGCUGGUGGAGUACAACGUGGUGUUCUUCCGGGAGGGCGUGCGGGAGAUAUGUGGGGUCGAAGAGGAGGCGAGGAAGGUUGGCUGAUGGCGGUCAUGGGUCAGAUUUGCGAAGGCCGUCUCGACGCUGUCCGUAACGAAAAUCGCCCACGGAGGGGCGCUCAUGCAUUGGGGCCCUAAGAAGGGACGUGGAGUGGAUUGCGGAAACGCUGCAUGGAGAUCGCUCGUGCGACUCUGGCGAUGCACAGUUUGGUCGAGAUUCAAGACAUUGAAGAAGAAAAAAAGACUAGGCAUA
Phanerochaete carnosa HHB-10118-sp is the source of this 1218-nucleotide messenger RNA. RefSeq lists its product as uncharacterized. The record is from RefSeq and is a predicted model, not a curated record. Gene Ontology annotation, biological process: cellular response to amino acid stimulus; positive regulation of TOR signaling; regulation of autophagy. The transcript is spliced from 7 exons. The annotation marks the transcript as partial. Gene Ontology annotation, molecular function: GTPase activity; GTP binding. Lineage: Eukaryota; Fungi; Basidiomycota; Agaricomycetes; Polyporales; Phanerochaetaceae. Gene Ontology annotation, cellular component: nucleus; Gtr1-Gtr2 GTPase complex; fungal-type vacuole membrane.